Molecule: messenger RNA, 546 nt
Organism: Saccoglossus kowalevskii
Lineage: Eukaryota; Metazoa; Hemichordata; Enteropneusta; Harrimaniidae
Product: placenta-specific gene 8 protein-like
Source: RefSeq, a predicted model, not a curated record
AUGACGGCAUGUAACAAGGCGGAAGCGAAAACAAUAUAUACGAGUGCGAGAUCGACCUUUGCUAGGCGUUUCACUGAUCCAAACCCGGGGGACCAACCUACUGGAUAUAGUCCUGGUUAUGCUUAUGGUUAUGAGGGCCAUGAUCCCCAACAGAAUGUGAUCACCACCCAGCCACCUCCUAUGAGUCAGAUGCAACAUUCCACGAACGUAGUUGUGGUUCAGCAACAGCCUACCAACACGACUAUAAUACAGCAGACAAAUGAGUGGACUACGGGAUUGUGUGGAUGCUUUGAAGACUGUGCAGACUGUGCGGCGGCUUGGUUUUGUUGUUGGUGUCACAGAUGUUAUCUGUCUGUAAAACUGAAAGAAAGUUGCUGCUUACCGGUGUGUUGUUGCUGUUGUGACCUGAUGAUACUCCGAAUGAAAAUACGUACCAUGAGAAAUAUCCCGGGUGGCGCUAUCAGUGACUGCUGUGCAACUUCCUUCUGUGGUUUUUGUGCCGCAACUCAAAUGUCACGUGAGUGGGACAACAGCAACAUGGGAUGA